AAAGUUUUUGUGUUCCCUAGGAUAGGACCAUUUUCUUUUUAAGAUUCGCAUCUCAAAGGUCCAGAGAUGUUUCCCGCCAUAAAGGACCUCCUUCUAACUUCCCUUUAUAGUUUAUACUACCAUCCUAGCUAGCAAUAGCAUGCUUCCUUUACCGCCAGAUUCUAGAGAGAGAGAGAGAGAGAGGGAGAGAGAGAGUUCCCUGAUCCAAAGAGAUGAAGGGCGUAUCUGAAGUAAUUUUGGGUGCAACCUUAAUAUUGGUGGCGAUCCUUGCAGUGGUUUUGGGUCUUAUAUUUGUGCUGCUAGCUGAGCUCUACUGCUCUCUCUUACUUCGCCGGCGCAACCUCAGAGACAGCAACUCCGACAACGCUAUUCCCAUUGCCACCACUCAAACCAUCACCACCACUACCAGAGCCAAUGCUUCACCUUCACACACAUCUCAUCCCCAACAACAGUCUCCUCCUCCUCCAUUCAGCAGCAUUUAUGCACAAGGAGUCCUCCAAGCUCCAAGAAGCAUGCUUUUGCCCACGGUUUCAAGAAAAGAAGACAUAGCUGGGCCUAAGAAGCAGCUUUCUGAGUUUCUUCACCAGGUUGUUGAAAUCCAAACUCAAGAAUCAAAUGCAAGCCCAUGUCAGGUUGGAGUUCUCUCUGCUUCUAGUUCUUCUUUCCAACCAGAAAUGUUGAUGUCUAAAGCUCCCCAAAAGCCAAUUCACAAAGAUACAGACCAACCCUGCAGUGGUGGUGGGGAACACCUUGAGCUUGUGUACAUUUCAAACCCCAUUUAUGAGAGCCAAGGCAGUGGAGAAAAUACACCAUUUAUGACACCAGAGACUUCACCUUCACGUUUGGAGAGUGGUUCAUCAGGGGAGGCAUCAUCACCUCCUUGUGGUGCUUCCUCAUACACACCUCCUCUAUCUCCAAUGAAGAAGCUCCCUGCAGAGGCUUCUUGUUCUGUUUCUCUUAGAGAUUCCAGGUCCUUGGGCACUUCUGGCAGUGAUUUCCAUAGCAACAAAUGCCUCUCUUCUUUAUUUUCAGCUUCUCCUUGUACUUCUCCUGCAUGGUAAUUGUGAUUAUUCAAUGGCUUGGUUAGAGUGCUACUGUGGAAGCUAGCUUUCUUCUUGUUGGUUUGUUAGAAGCUUUGUCUGGUACUCUGGUGAGAGUACUCAGUACUGUUAAGAACAAAAGUAGUAACUGCAGGUUACCACGUGAGAGAAAGCUGUGAGUUCUUUCUUUUUGCAGGUAUGGUUAAUUGGUUAUUAGAGAUUUAUUAUUGGGGUCCCUGGCCCCCUCCAAAAAACAUAGCAUAUUCAGUCCCCAUUUUUAAAGAAAAAUUAAAAAAAAUAAUAAUUCAUUCACUCUCCAAUAGUCC
Messenger RNA from Lotus japonicus, 1366 nucleotides. RefSeq lists its product as uncharacterized. Bases 213 to 1061 code for a protein of 282 amino acids. The record is from RefSeq and is a predicted model, not a curated record. The transcript has a single exon. NCBI's taxonomy places the organism in Eukaryota, Viridiplantae, Streptophyta, Magnoliopsida, Fabales, Fabaceae.